UCGCAUGCGCAGUUAAACCAUGUUGCUAAUGUGCAGGAGUAUGUGGCUGUGGUUCAGCGUGCAAAUGUUUUGAUUCACUUAAGUGAUAAAAGAACACCAGACAAAAUGAAAACUAGAUUCAAUACAGUGGAUAUUAGGGCAGUCAUUGCCGAAAUCAAUGCCAACUACAUUGGGAUGAGAGUGUACAAUGUAUAUGACAUCGACAACAAGACAUAUCUCAUUCGACUGCAAAAACCUGACACUAAAGCAGUGCUGCUGAUUGAGUCUGGAAUCCGAAUCCACUCUACAGAGUUUGAGUGGCCUAAAAAUAAUAUGCCAUCAGGUUUUGCUAUGAAAUGUCGAAAACAUUUAAAAUCCAGAAGGUUGGUGUCAGUCAGGCAGCUGGGGGCUGACAGGAUUGUGGACUUCCAGUUUGGAUCAGAUGAAGCUGCAUACCAUCUGAUUGUGGAGCUUUAUGAUAGGGGUAACAUCAUCCUGGCCGACCACGAGUACACUAUCCUGAACCUGUUGCGGUUCCGCACGGACGAGGUGGAGGAUGUGAAGAUCGCUGUGAGGGAGAGGUACCCGGUCGAGAACGCCAAGCCCCCAGAGCCGCUCAUUAGCCUGGAGAGGCUCACAGACAUUCUCUCCAAAGCUCCAAAUGGAGAUCAAGUGAAAAGAGUGCUUAAUCCUCACCUUCCUUAUGGAGCCACUCUGAUUGAGCACUGUCUAAUGGAGGUUGGACUCUCAGGCCUCAUGAAAGUAGACAGCCAGUUUGAUGUCACACAAGAUACUCUUAAGGUUCUGGAAGCUCUGAAGAUGGCGGAGCUAUACAUGGAGAAAGCCGCCACCUUCAGUGAAAUGGGUUACAUUAUUCAGAAAUGUGAGAAGAAACCAAGUUUAGUUCCAGAUAAGCCAGCUGAAGAAUUGCUGACGUAUGAGGAAUUCCACCCUUUCCUGUUUGCCCAAAAUGCAAAAAGUCCCCAUGUUGAGUUUGCCUCUUUCAAUAAGUCAGUGGAUGAGUUCUUUUCAAAGAUGGAGAGUCAAAAGAUCGAUGUCAAAGCUCUGCACCAGGAGAAACAGGCUCUCAAGAAAUUGGACAACGUUAAAAGGGACCAUGAACAUCGUCUGGAAGCCUUGCAUCAGGCUCAAGAGGUGGACCGGCUGAAGGGUGAGCUGGUGGAGAUGAACCUGCCAAUGGUGGAGCGGGCACUGCAGGUGGUGAGGAGUGCUCUGGCCAAUCAGGUGGACUGGGCCGAGAUCGGCCUCAUCGUCAAGGAGGCCCAGGCAGCCGGCGACCCCGUGGCCAGCGCCAUCAAGGAGCUAAAACUGCAGACCAAUCACAUCACUAUGCUGCUCAAAAACCCAUACGUCGGCCCAGAGGGUGGGGACGAGCAGCAGGAGGAGGAGGCAGAGGUGGUGGUGGUUGAAACGCAGAAGGGGAAAAAGAACAAGAGGAAGGACAAAGAGCAGAAGGGCAAGCUUCAGAAGAACAAACCCAUGCUUGUGGAUGUGGAUCUCAGCCUCUCUGCAUAUGCCAACGCUAAGAAGUAUUAUGACCACAAGCGCAAUGCUGCAAAAAAGGAACAGAAAACAGUUGAGGCUGCGCAUAAGGCUUUCAAGUCUGCAGAAAAAAAGACAAAACAGACCCUCAAGGAUGUUCAAACUGUUACCAAUAUUCAGAAGGCCAGGAAGGUGUAUUGGUUUGAGAAGUUCCUGUGGUUCAUCAGUUCUGAAAAUUACCUGAUCAUCGCGGGGCGAGACCAACAGCAGAACGAGAUGAUAGUCAAACGCUACCUGAGAGCAGGGGACAUCUACGUCCACGCUGACCUUCAUGGAGCUACCAGCUGUGUCAUCAAGAAUCCCUCAGGUGUGACCAUCCCCCCACGCACACUCACGGAAGCGGGCACCAUGUCUGUGUGUUACAGCGCCGCCUGGGAUGCCAAGGUGGUCACCAGUGCCUGGUGGGUCCACCACCAUCAGGUCUCAAAGACUGCACCGACUGGAGAGUAUCUCACCACGGGAAGUUUCAUGAUCAGAGGAAAGAAAAACUUCCUGCCCCCAUCCUACCUAAUAAUGGGCUUUGGCUUCCUCUUCAAGGUGGAUGAGGAGAGCGUGUUAAGGCACAAGGGGGAGAGGAAGGUGAAGACCCUCGAGGAGGAAAUGGAUGAUGUGGCCACCAGUACUGCAGACCUGCUGGAGGAGGGAGAGGAGCUUGUGGGAGACAGUGGUGAUGAUGGGGAGGCAGAGGGAGAUGAACAGGGCAGCAGUGAGAGGAAGAUGGAAGGAGCGACAGCAACGGGGGCCCAGACGGCAACAGCGGGGGAGGAGGAGGAUGAUGAUGAUGAUGAGGGGGAAGAAGAGAGCAAAGAUCUAGUACCACUGCCCGAGGAGCCAGAAGAGGACCUGGAUGAGAGGGACCAACCAAAGGAGACCGCGGAGGAAGAGGAGAGUGAAGAUGUUGCUUUCCCUGACACCACCAUAUCUCUCUCCCACUUACAUUCCAACAGAGUGGCUCAAGCUGCUGGGUUUAAACAAGAGGCCUCUAACCAGGUGGAUGCUGAUGGACAGGGAACAAAACACGUGACUGCCAAGCAGAGAAGGGAUGUCAAGAAGAAGAAGCAAAAGCAGGAUGAUGUGGAUGACCAAGAGGAGCCAGAGACCAAUAAAGAGGCAGAGAGUAUCCAGAGCAGCAGCAGCAGCAGCAGCAAGGGACAACAGCAGCCCACACAGCCCCCUCUGAAGAGAGGCCAGAAGAACAAGCUGAAGAAGAUCAAGGAUAAGUACAAAGACCAGGACGAGGAGGACCGCGAGCUGAUGAUGAAACUGCUAGGGUCUGCUGGGGUAAAAGAGGAGAAAGUGAAGAAGGGAAAGAAGGGGAAAGGUAAAGACGAGAGCGUGAGGAAGGGGCCCCCGAAAGCACCGCAGAAGCCCCGGCCACAAGAGGUCGCCGUGAAGAGGCCAGAGCAGCCGGCCAGUGAGGACGCCGAGGCAGGGGCCGAGGGGGCGGCGGCCACAGAACAAGAUGACAAGGAAGCAGAUGAACUGGAUCCAGAUAAUCCUGGAGCGGAGGAAGCAGAGAACCUGCUGACCUCUCUUACUGGCCAGCCCCAUCCUGAAGACGUGCUCCUCUUCGCAGUGCCUGUGUGUGCACCUUACACUUGCCUCACCAACUACAAGCAUAAGGUGAAGCUGACCCCUGGCGCUCAGAAGAAAGGAAAAGCGGCCCGGACGGCUGUGUUCAGCUUCAUGCGUGCCAAGGAGGCGACAACUCGAGAGAAAGACCUUUUCCGCAGCGUGAAGGACACGGACCUUUCCAGGAAUAUUCCGGGUAAAGUGAAGGUCUCGGCUCCAAACAUAUUGGCAGCCAAGAAGAAAUGAGCCUGCUGUGGGUGUCUGGUAUGAGUAGAGGGUUUUAAGCCUCAUCUGUAUAUACGGUAACAUGCCUGGGAAAGUACAGACAACAGCUAUGAAAACAGCUAUCACCCUUACUGCCUGGUGUGGAUUAGACCUAAUCCAUGCUUAUCACUGCUCACAGAAAGAGUGGACAUUCUUAGGAGAUUGAGGACCUCAGGACUAGAUUAUGGAAUUCUGCUUCACCAGCACAUUGAGAAACACAGUUGCCAUGGCAUUGCAGUGUGAGGAAAGUGAAUAUAUUUCUUUUGCAUUCAUUGUUUGCAUUUCUUGUGUGAAGUAAUUGUCUCGCUUCCAAUUCAGACAAAACAACAACCAAAAGAUGUUGAUGCAUUUUUGUUCAAGUUUAUUAUAUCUCCAUUCAAAUUAAACGAUUUUAAACAAA
Molecule: messenger RNA, 3778 nt
Organism: Clupea harengus (Atlantic herring)
Lineage: Eukaryota; Metazoa; Chordata; Actinopteri; Clupeiformes; Clupeidae
Gene: nemf
Product: nuclear export mediator factor
Biological process (GO): ribosome-associated ubiquitin-dependent protein catabolic process; rescue of stalled cytosolic ribosome
Cellular component (GO): RQC complex
Molecular function (GO): ribosomal large subunit binding; tRNA binding
Source: RefSeq, a predicted model, not a curated record